Molecule: messenger RNA, 1191 nt
Organism: Geodia barretti
Lineage: Eukaryota; Metazoa; Porifera; Demospongiae; Tetractinellida; Geodiidae
Source: the annotation of a GenBank genome assembly
AUGGUCAACGCCAGGAUGUUGAACGACGCCCGCCAGUUCCUGCAGGCGGAAGACCUCCCCGCCUGGCUCAUCUACGACUAUCUGGGCUGCAACCCCGUCCUCGCCCAAGUUGCCCCGCCGUCGGGCCACGUAACCCGUCCCGUCUUCCUGUUCGUGCCCGCCGCCGGCCCUCCCGCGUUGCUCACCCACCACGUGGACGCCGGCAAAUUCGCCGAUGCCGGCGAAACCGAAGAUGUCCAAACCGUCGUCUACAGCAGCCGCGCCACCCUGGAACAUGCCCUGCAGGCCGCGCUGGACGGCUGCUCCCGAGUUGCCAUGGAAUACUCUCCACGCAACGGUCUACCCCGCGUCUCCCGGGUCGAUGCCGGAACCGUCGAGCUGGUUCGCAGCAUGGGCACCGAAGUGGUCUCCUCCGCCGACCUGAUGCAGUACGCCACCCAGCGAUGGUCUCCCGAGCAGUUGGCGGGGCACGAACGCGCCGCAGAAAAGCUGGGCCGCAUCGUCAAUGAGGCCUUCACCCGCAUCGGCCAGCGCCUGGCCGAUGGCCCCACCGAGUUCGAGAUUGCCGAGUUCAUCCGGCGGCGCUUCCGCGAAGAAGGACUGAUCACCGCCGACGGCCCCAUCGUCUCGACCAACGCCCAUUGCUCUGAUCCUCACUACGAACCCGCCCCCGAGGGGAGCAGCGUCAUCGCCCCCGGCGAUUGGGUCCUCAUCGACCUCUGGGCCCGGGAGGACACCCCCGGCAGCGUCUACGCCGACAUCACCUGGACCGCCUACGUCGGCGACACACCGUCCGAGCGUCACCGGCAGGUAUUCGACAUCGUCCUCGGCGCCCGGGACGCCGCGCUAGCCUUCCUGCAGGACGCUUACGCCGCCGGCGAUCCCGUCCAGGGCUGGCAGGCUGACGACGUGGCCCGCAGCUACAUUUCAGAUCACGGCUUCAGCGAUUACUUCACCCAUCGCCUGGGCCACAGCAUCUACCACACGGUCCACGGCGAGGGCGUCAACCUGGACAACUUCGAGACCCACGACACCCGCCGCAUCAUUCCCGGCAUCGGGUUCUCCAUCGAGCCCGGCAUCUAUCUGCCCGAGUUCGGCGUCCGCUCCGAGAUCGACGCCUACAUGAGCGAGGACGGCCCCUACGCCUCGUCACCCGUGCAACGGGAUAUCGUCCUGAUUACGGCCCCGUGA